This is a messenger RNA of Momordica charantia (bitter melon), 887 nucleotides long. Its product is annotated as putative germin-like protein 2-1. Lineage: Eukaryota; Viridiplantae; Streptophyta; Magnoliopsida; Cucurbitales; Cucurbitaceae. Gene Ontology annotation, molecular function: manganese ion binding. The record is from RefSeq and is a predicted model, not a curated record.
CAAUUCUCUUCAGCAACUGAGAAAUAAUUAUACUUGUUGUUCUUGCUUCUUCGCCCAUGGCAUCAUCCAAAGUUAUAAUCCUUCUGGGACUUGUCAUUGCAACUUGCGCAGUUGCUGCUUUCGCAUCUGAUCCUAGCCCUCUCCAAGAUUUCUGUGUUGCAGAUCCCAACAGUGCAGUGAAAGUGAACGGUUUUGUGUGCAAAGAUCCCAAAGUUGUGACAGCGGAUGAUUUCUUCGCCAAAGGGCUUGACAAAGCAGGCAACACAUCGAACCCUAAUGGUUCUAAAGUAACGGCUGUGAAUGUGAUGCAAAUUCCGGGACUCAACACGCUUGGCAUCUCUUUAGCCCGUGUGGACUACGCUCCGUGGGGCAUCAACCCACCCCACACGCACCCACGCGCCACCGAGAUCUUGACCGUCCUCGAGGGCACCCUUUUGGUCGGCUUCGUCACCUCCAACACCGAGAAUCGUCUCUUCACCAAAGUGCUUUACAAGGGCGAUGUGUUCGUUUUCCCCGUUGGUCUGAUUCACUUCCAACAGAAUAUCGGGUACGGCCCGGCCGUGGCUCUAGCCGCUCUCAGCAGCCAGAACCCCGGCGUUAUUACCAUUGCUAAUGCUGUGUUUGGAUCAAACCCGGACAUCUCAACUGAUAUUCUUGCAAAGGCUUUCCAAACUGAUAAAGCCAUUAUUGCUGGAAUUCAAGCCAAGUUCUAGGUGUUGGGUUUGGUUUAUAAUUUUUAUAUAUUUUGGUUUUGUUUCAUGAUUGUGUAAUCUCUGGUUCCUUGUUUGUAUUCCCUUUUGAAACUGUGGUUAAUUUGUUUGUUUAAUUAUGAGCUGUAAUUUUAAUUGAAUACUUUGAAUUUGAAUAAUGAAAGUUCCUCGGUUUAA